Molecule: messenger RNA, 1622 nt
Organism: Cyprinus carpio (common carp)
Lineage: Eukaryota; Metazoa; Chordata; Actinopteri; Cypriniformes; Cyprinidae
Product: GTPase HRas
Exons: 6
Coding region: 185-763 (192 amino acids)
Biological process (GO): Ras protein signal transduction
Cellular component (GO): plasma membrane
Molecular function (GO): GDP binding; GTP binding; GTPase activity
Source: RefSeq, a predicted model, not a curated record
GCUGGGCGUAGGCUGCACACACACACACACACACACUACAGCGGAGCACAUUGUUCACACUGGACUGUCUGUAACGUUACAUCUAAUGCAAUCCAGGAGAAUCUCGAAAUAAACGGAAUCUCCUGGAGAGUGACUGUAUCCGGGGAAUCAGAGGUGUGGCGAGAGGUUGAAGAGGAGUGAAGGAAUGACUGAAUAUAAGCUGGUGGUGGUGGGCGCUGGAGGCGUGGGCAAGAGCGCUCUCACCAUCCAACUCAUCCAGAACCACUUUGUGGACGAAUACGACCCCACUAUAGAGGACUCCUACAGGAAGCAGGUGGUGAUUGACGGGGAGACGUGUCUCCUGGACAUCUUGGACACUGCAGGUCAGGAGGAGUACAGCGCCAUGAGGGACCAGUACAUGAGGACAGGAGAGGGCUUCCUCUGUGUGUUUGCCAUCAAUAACACCAAGUCCUUUGAGGACAUUCAUCAGUACAGGGAACAGAUCAAGCGGGUGAAGGACUCGGAUGACGUGCCCAUGGUGCUGGUGGGUAACAAGUGUGACCUCCCGACCCGGAUGGUGGACACACGGCAAGCGCAGGAGCUCGCGCGCAGCUACGGGAUCCCCUUCAUCGAGACCUCAGCCAAAACACGACAGAAUCUCUGGAUAGCACCAGCAUUGGUUGGUGUUUCUGCUGGUGUGUGUGCAGGGUGUGGAGGAUGCGUUUUACACGCUGGUGCGGGAGAUCCGUCAGCACAAGAUGAGGAAGCUGAACCCGCCGGAUGAGAGCGGACAGGACUGCAUGAGCUGCCGCUGCGUCGUGUGUUGAUCCAGUGAAAUGUGACGCAGAUCUUCAGCUCUGUAAAAGCACUUCCUGUUUUGUGGUCCUCAGCUGACGGCGCGUGUCGGGAGAAGUUUACCCAUGGUUCCGUGCAGCAGACUGGACCAGAGAGGGAGGACGCGGCGUCUCAUCUGAAAGCGCGCCAGGCCUCCAGCACUACGAACAUUAGCGACAGGACCAUGACCUCUCUGGACGUCCACGUCUGCCUGAUGAACACCACUAAUGACUGACCCCUUUCUCCUCUUGAUUUGUGACCCCAGUCUGCUAACGCUGGGCGCCUCCGUGGAUUUCUGCUGAAUUAUUGUUCUUGAAGUCUCAACACUGGUCUGAAGUGGACUCUGUACGUCACAUGACCUCAGCGUCUCACACACACCUUCCUCAGCUCCGACUGGACACUAGUGACCUCAUCCCACGACCCCCGUCCCGCACCUCACGGAAAGCAUACAUAUAUAUAUAUAUAUAUAUAUAUAUAUAUAUAUAUAUAUAUAUAUAUAUAUAUAUAUAUAUAUAUAUAUAUAUAUACAUAUAUAUAUAUAUAUAUAUAUAUGUGUGUGUGUAUAUGCAUAUGUAUAUAUAUAUAUAUGUGUGUGUGUGUUCAUGACUGUCGAAAAGAGCGGAAACUCUGUAGAAAUGAUCAGGAGGAGUGUGAUUUUGCUUGACGUGCAGGUUGUUUUAACAUAACGUUUGUGGAGCAUUAGUUCUGUGUGCUGGUUAAUGUGUACGUUACGAGCGAGUGUUUCCAUUAGAAGAUUAAACAAGCUGACUGAAUUUUCCAAAAUAAAAACUCUCGAGUUGUUUGAAGAA